Messenger RNA from Strongylocentrotus purpuratus (purple sea urchin), 2620 nucleotides. RefSeq lists its product as uncharacterized. Lineage: Eukaryota; Metazoa; Echinodermata; Echinoidea; Camarodonta; Strongylocentrotidae. The transcript has 19 exons. Bases 81 to 2186 code for a protein of 701 amino acids. The record is from RefSeq and is a predicted model, not a curated record.
AAGACACCAUAGAAAAAAAACUGAGAGAAGAACAGAAACAAAGUCGGUCCAUUUUUCACUUAAUUUCCUUUGUUUUGGAAAUGGAUAAAAUUACCAGUGCCGCUCAGGCGGCUCAGCAGAGGUCAUUUUCUCUCCGUGAUGGGGUCAUCUUGGUGAUACUUUCUCUGAUGGCUACCUAUCUUUUAAGAGUUCAGCACAGCUUUGAACUUGUUCCUUCCUGGCGGUACGAGGUCAGCACAGGUUUCUACGAAGAGAGUAUGAAUACUAGGACCUUGAAAAAAUUACCUGUUCCAUUGGUAGCUGAUAUUGAGAGUGAUGGUAGAAAUGAGAUCCUGUUGACAACCAAGGAUUCCUCCCUGCUCCUCCUUAAGACGUCUAAACCUUCUCCAGGACUCAAGGCUCUACCGUAUCUCAACACCCUGGAUGAGUUCUCUCUUCUCUCAGACGAAGCAGAUAUAGCUGGAGACAAGAAACAAGCAGUUGCUAUGGCAACAGGAUACCUAGAGCCCCUGACUUCAGAUAAUCAAGUUCGAAAGCAGGUAAUUGUUGUUUUGUGUGCUGAUUGGACAGUGGUUUGUCUGAAUAGUGAUUUCAAAUUGAUUUGGUCCAUGAAGCUACCAAACACAACCUGGAGUCAUCAGUAUGUUAUGAGUGAAGCAGCCAUCUUGAUUCUUCCACACAGUCUGCAAUCUGAUGAUGGUGGACUGGUGAUCAUAGGUGGCAGGCUGGCAGAUAGACUGGCACAUGCGACCUUAAAACAUAGUCAUGAUGGUCAUGGGUUCGAUGGUGCAAACAAGGAGAGUAAGUCAAGCCAUGAUGUAGGUCAUUUCUCAACCUUUGCUCUAUCUGGUCGUCACGGUGAUGUAAGAUGGCAUCAUCUUCCAGGAGACUUUGGAGAAGAAACAAACACAGAAGAGAAACUGUUCGAAGGAUUCCACUUCAAGUUGAAUUUGAAGAGAGGCUGGGGGCAUCAAGGUGAACUUGGAUGGAACCAGUACAACCAAGCACUCCUCAAACAAAUGCCUUUCCGAUGGCAGUCUAGCAUGGACACCAAGAUUGACAUUGCAGAGUUCCGCAAGGACGGGGUCAAAAAGAGUGCAGAAAAAGAUGAACAUAUUCUGUCAGUAUCAUCAUAUCUGACAUCGAGCUUUGAGGAACACAUCGCUGGCCACCAUUUUGGAGGUCUUCCACCACACUCAGCAUCAGAACACAUCAAGAAUCCUAAUGCUGUCAUCAUUCAUUCUCAACAGGGCAUAGAGGUUCUGGAGCUGAAGUCUGGACGACCUAUGACACGGCUUGACCUUUCUCCUGAUGCAACCUACGCUGACAUUGACAAGGAUGGUGUUGUCGAUCAGGCAAAAGCUUUAUUUACUGAUGACGGGAGUGAAGGCAAUUGUCAAGCUGUUGUAAAAACUGGCCAUCCUCCCCACUCUGAGCUGUAUAAUGGAUCCAUUUGCUACCCUUCCUCCCUCUGGGCUGCUUUAUCAUACCCAUGGGCUUAUGCUUCAGGAAGUUCUGAGAUAAAGGAAAAUCAAGAGCUCAGUCUACGUCCAUUGAUUGUGAAAAGUGUUGCUAAGCGACGAGGUAUCAUCAGUCACUUGCUCGGCCUCUCAAUGUCCAAGGCUGGCAUGGACACCAUCUUCACGGUCAGUACAGGUCAGGUGACUAGCUACGGGCCUCAAGGACAGUUCAAUUGGCAGGUAUCCACAUCAGCUUUGUGGAGUGAGCGUUACAUCGUAAAGAAGUUCAGGAAAGUAGAUCAUGAUCUUCAAGAGAUAUAUCAUAGAGCUUUGCUACCCAGCAUCCUUCCUCUCUCUAUACAGGAGUUUGGGCAACAGUCAGCAGCGGUGAUUGCAGGAUGGGAUCACAUUGUUCUACUCUCGUUAGAAACAGGCAACAUCCUGGCAGAGCAUACGUUACCAUGCCAACCGACUGCUCCCGUUGUCAUUGGUGAUUUUGACGAUGAUGGCUUGAAUGAUAUCAUCGUCCAGUGCUCACACAGUUAUCUGGGUUUCUCCAUCCAGCGUUACUCUGGUUACUGGGUGACAGCGUUCAUCGGUCUGGCUGUAGUUGUCAUAGUAACGACCCUUGUAGCUACCUGCACCCCCAAAGAGAAAGCUAUAGAGGGAGCUGUCGUUGGAGAUGAAGAUGAUAGCUUACAGGUCGGAGUCGGCCCAAAGAGCUGAAGCUAUAAUUUUGCACAAUAUUUUCUUGUACUAGAUACUUUUGAUAUUCAAGGUAUUCAUGGUUGUUGCAAUACAUGUAGACAUUUUGUAUUUAUUUGUAAAUAUAUUUGUAUUUUGGAGAAGUAGCAGUACUAGUCUAACUUCAUCUGAGAAUAUUCACUUGUGUUUGCAGCCAGUAUUUAUCCAUCAGAGAUAGUUUGCAUAAUAACUAGCUGGCAAAAUAGAGAAAAAUUACUCAGGGAAGGAUUGAAGUACCAUAAUCUUGUGGUAAAAUCCUGAUUGAAUCAAGGAAGCCUACACUUGUUCCAGACAACCAAUACAUAAUAAAUAAUAAAUAAAUAAAUAUAAAUGGUAAAAAGGCAGCAUCCUUCCUAACCUUAUAGGGCAAUCCUAGUCUUUUAUUAACUUCAUUUGUUUGAAAUCAAUGAGAGAAA